This is a messenger RNA of Lepidothrix coronata (blue-crowned manakin), 2357 nucleotides long. RefSeq names its product prune exopolyphosphatase (gene PRUNE1). Gene Ontology annotation, molecular function: exopolyphosphatase activity. Gene Ontology annotation, cellular component: cytoplasm. The record is from RefSeq and is a predicted model, not a curated record. NCBI's taxonomy places the organism in Eukaryota, Metazoa, Chordata, Aves, Passeriformes, Pipridae. The transcript is spliced from 7 exons. Bases 803 to 1996 code for a protein of 397 amino acids.
CAGGGGAUCUGCAUGCCCAGGGGAAUGGGGUGCAGGGGGUGUGGGUGCCCAGAGCACCAAUACCCCCAAGAGGGGUGCACCCAUCUCCCCUGGGGAGAGGAGCUGCUCCCUCCACAGCCACACCAGGGACACCCCAAACCCUUUCCCUGGCCGGGGGCUCCCCAGCAGCCCCUCCCCACCCCCUGCAGCACCCGGGGUGUGGGUCCCCCGACCUGCUGCUCCCGGGGCUUUAUUUCCUGGGCUCCCAUGGAAGCAACGAGUGAAUCUGGGUCAUGGCAGGAGAGAUUGUCCCCAAAAAACAGCCUGGGGCUGGGGCGGCUCCCUGGAGCGUGACAGGCGCUGGGGGGAGCGACGUGUUUUUCUUGCUGCUGCAGGGAAGAAAAAAAGGGGUGAAACAACAUGUUUUGGGGGGGGACAACCAGCCCCAAACUCACUGUUUCUGGGAAAAAUGAGUUAAAAUACUAAAUGCUCCCAGGGCUGUGGGGCUGGGAUGGUCCCUGUCCCCACGGUGGGCUGAGGUGGGUUUUCCUGUUCUCCCCGGAGCCCCAUUUCACACACAUACCCAAAAAGCUGAGGCUUUAGUGCCAGAAGUGGAUCCCAGGGUCGCCAGGAGCCCGCCUGGGGGGUGGAAUCUGUGGGUGACAUGGGUGAUGAGUGGCUCCAGGGAGGCUGGGGUGACCCCCUGAAGGGGAAGGAGGGGUGUCUGGGGGGUUUUUGGAGGACGGAGACGUGUUGUUGCCACGCCUGACGUGUCCCGUCCCGGCAGGAUCACAUCCAGCAUCGCCGGGAGGUCCACGUGGUGAUGGGCAACGAGGCCUGUGACCUGGACUCCACGGUCUCGGCGCUGGCCAUGGCCUAUUUCCUGGCCCAGAGCUCCCCGGCUCCCGGAGCCGCCUUCGUGCCGGUGCUGAACAUCCCCCGCGCCGACUUCGCGCUGCGGACGGAGACGACGUUCCUGCUGCGGGACCGGGGCGUCCCGGCCGCCUCCCUCAUCUUUCGGGAUGAGAUCGACCUGGGGGGGCUGCACCACGCCGGGCUGCUCUCCCUGACGCUGGUGGAUCACCACGUCCUGCCCGGUGCCGACGCAGCCCUGGAGGAGGCCGUGGUGGAGGUGCUGGACCACCGGCCGCUGGAGCGGGAGCGGGGCCCGCCGUGCCGGGUGACGGUGGAGCCGGUGGGCUCCUGUGCCACGCUGGUGACCGAGCGCAUCGCCCAGGGCCCCCCGGGGCUGCUGGACAGAACCACGGCCGCGCUGCUGCACGGCACCAUCCUCCUGGACUGCAUCAACCUGAGCCCGGCCGCCGGCAAGGUGACACCGCGGGACGUGGCGUGCGUGGCCCUGCUCGAGGAGAGGUUCCCCGAGCUGCCGCCCCGCGACAGCGUCUUCGGAGCCCUGCAGGCGGCCAAGUUUGACGUCUCAGGGCUGACGACGGAGCAGAUGCUGCGCAAGGACCUCAAGGUGAUCUCCGGCGACGAGCUGGUCCUCGCCAUCAGCGGCGUCUACGUGGACCUGGAGACGUUCCUGCUCCGGCCUGGCUUGCUGCAGGACCUGGACGCCUUCUGCCAGGCCCGUGGCUACGCGGGGCUGGUGGCCAUGACCGUCUCCUUCGACGAGCGCCACGAGCCCACCCGCAAGCUGGCCGUGUUCAGCCGGUGCGAGUCCCUCCGCGGCACGCUGUGCCGGGCGCUGGAGGAGGCGACGGCGCCGUCCCUGCACUUGCAGCCCCUGCCCAGCCCCUGGCCCUGCGUGGGCGCCUUCGCCCAGGGCAACGCCUUGGCGUCCAGGAAGAAGGUGCUGCCCAUCCUGCGGGCAGCGCUGGGCGGCGCGGGGGCCGCCGGGGGUCCCGAGGAGGAGGUGGUGCCCCCGCCCACCCCCAUGAACAGCCUGGUGGAGGAGUGUCCCCUGGCCCAGGCCGUGCCCCCGCUGUGCCCCCAGGACGUCCUGGAGCGGGUCAGCCGCAUCGCCACGGGGCAGCCCCCCGGCUCCCCCAAAUAACGCCGGGCACCCCGCGGCUCCGGAGGGCUGGAGGAGAAGUUGGGGGUCCCCUGAGCGGGCCCUGGGGGGUGCCCGGGCAUGGGGGGGGGUUGCAGCCACCUUGGUCAGAGCUCAGCUCCUGCUCCUCGGUGUGAGUUGUGCCCCCAGCGGGCUCCCCAUGGGCCCCCAGGGUGGGUUUUUGGGGGCAGCAGUUGCACGCACUUAGCGAGGGCACUGGGGGGGGGUUGGUUUUUAACGAGUUCUUGAUGUUCUUCCCUCCCCUGGGGGGCUGUGAGGGGGCCCUGGAUGCCGGGUCCGGACACGCAGCCAGCCCAGGACUGUCACCCACGUUUUCCAAGGAUUAAAUUUCCCUUUUCUUCCA